UUUGUUUGUUUGUUUGUGAAACAUUAAAUUAAAGUAAAGAUUUAAAUCAGAGUUGUCACCAGUCUGAUACCCAGUAUAUCAACACAAGAAAACAAAAAGAAAAACAAAAACAACGGUGGAUCAGAUAUCGGAGAAAACAUAUCGGAUUUCUGAUCAUUUAACAAACAAAGAUUGGACUUGGAAAUGUUUAUGUAUAAAGAGAUUUGACUGUUUGUUUGUUUUUGUUUUUUUCUUUUGCUAGGAUUGAUUUGAUUAUAUUGAUACUUUAUUGUAUUUCUUAUAUUUGCAGUGUAAGGGAUUUUUGUGUGAAAGAUUUUUUACCGUAAAGUGCUUCAUAAUUUUUUUUUUAAAGGUUUAUCAGUUUUUAAAGAAAGCAGUAAUGGAUGUGUGUCGCUAUCGACUGAUCCUCCAGGUCUCAGUGUCAGCAUCAGAGAGGAAAAGGUGACAUUGUGCUGUCUCUAAUUACAAUUCACUUCAAAUAAAAUCACAAUUAAUCAACAAAGUCGACCGCUCAGAUAGUUUAUAGAUAUUUUAAUAAAGAGAGAUAUUUUUUACAGACUGUCUGUGUGUCUGUCUGUCUGUCUGUACUACAGCCAGUCACCAGUCACUGCACGCCUUACUGUUCUACAUGUGACGUUGACCGGAAGUGUUACGUGCCCCGGUGUUACAGUGAAUACGGUCCCCUCAGAUCACGUGCUUUGGUUCCGUAGAGGACUUUACAGAGACUGAGUGUGUGAGUGUGAGUGUGUUUGUGUGUGUUUGUGUGUUUCCGCGGUCAUGAGCGCGAGGCAGAUGAUGAAGGUGUUUGUGACCAGACGCAUCCCUCAGGAGGGAAUGAAGCUGCUGCAGAAAGCCGCCAUGUGUGACGUGUCGGUGUGGGACUCAGAUGAACCUGUUCCACGUGCGGAGCUGCUGAAGAAGGUGGAAGGAGCUCACGGUCUCCUGUGUCUGCUCUCAGAUCGUAUCGAUGCCGAGGUUCUCGACGCAGCAGGACCCAACCUGAAGGUGAUCAGUACCAUGUCUGUGGGCUUUGACCACCUCGCCAUCGAUGAGAUCAAGAAACGAGGUAUAAGGGUAGGCUACACCCCUGAUGUAUUAACAGAUGCUACAGCUGAGUUGACCGUUGCUCUGUUAUUGGCUACAGCUCGCCGCUUACCUGAGGGCAUUCAGGAGGUCAAAAGUGGAGGUUGGAGCUCGUGGAAGCCCCUGUGGUUGUGUGGUUACGGUCUCUCAGGCAGUACAGUCGGGGUGAUUGGCCUGGGACGGAUAGGGUUGGCCAUCGCACAGAGACUGAAGCCGUUCGGUGUGAAACGUCUGCUGUAUUCAGGACGGCAGCCCAAACCCCAGGCUGGAGAGUUGGGCGGAGAACACGUGCCGUUAGACACGCUGCUGUGUGAGAGCGACUUCGUGGUGGUUUCGUGCUCUUUGAACCCUGACACACAGGAACUGUGUAAUAAAGCCUUUUUCAGCAAAAUGAAGAACACCGCAGUCUUCAUCAACACCAGCAGAGGGGCGGUCGUAAACCAGGAGGAUCUGCUCGAAGCCCUCACCAGCGGUCAGAUCGCUGCAGCGGGACUCGACGUGACGACGCCUGAGCCUCUGCCCACCGACCAUCCGCUCCUGCGCCUCAACAACUGCGUGGUUCUCCCUCACAUCGGCAGCGCCACGUUCUCCACGCGAGGCGUCAUGGCUGAUCUCUCGGCCCACAACCUGCUGUCGGGUCUGACCGGAGACGCCAUGCCCAGUGAACUGAAGCUGUAACGCCCCCUAGUGGUGCAUGAUGGGAAAGCAACACUCCUCUAAACCCUCAGAAGAGCAUCGCGGUGCUGUAGGAUGAUGUUUCAGCUGUACUACUUUAUUCACUACUUCAGAAGGCACUUAUUGUGACUAAAAUGAUUUAAAUAAAUAUCACUAAGAUUAA
Molecule: messenger RNA, 1921 nt
Organism: Ictalurus furcatus (blue catfish)
Lineage: Eukaryota; Metazoa; Chordata; Actinopteri; Siluriformes; Ictaluridae
Gene: grhpra
Product: glyoxylate reductase/hydroxypyruvate reductase a
Exons: 9
Coding region: 778-1761 (327 amino acids)
Cellular component (GO): cytosol
Molecular function (GO): NAD binding; hydroxypyruvate reductase (NADH) activity; hydroxypyruvate reductase [NAD(P)H] activity
Source: RefSeq, a predicted model, not a curated record